Molecule: messenger RNA, 1176 nt
Organism: Halichondria panicea
Lineage: Eukaryota; Metazoa; Porifera; Demospongiae; Suberitida; Halichondriidae
Product: small ribosomal subunit protein RACK1-like
Exons: 7
Coding region: 3-989 (328 amino acids)
Biological process (GO): rescue of stalled cytosolic ribosome; positive regulation of protein phosphorylation
Cellular component (GO): cytosol; nucleus
Molecular function (GO): protein kinase C binding; ribosome binding; translation regulator activity
Source: RefSeq, a predicted model, not a curated record
GCAUGCGCGUUCUCUUCUGCCUCGUGGUUAGUGAGUGUACCUUCAAGAUCAUCAUGAGUGAACAAUUAAAGCUUAGAGGGACCCUCAAAGGACAUGGCGGCUGGGUCACCCAGAUUGCAACCACUCCGGCUGUCCCAGACAUGAUUCUGUCUGCUUCCAGAGACAAAACGGUGAUUGUAUGGAAUCUCACGCGAGACGACACCAACUACGGUGUUGCCAAGCGUUCAUUGACCGGUCACAAUCACUUUGUGUCGGAUGUGGUCAUCAGUAGUGAUGGACAGUUUGCUCUGAGCGGCUCCUGGGACCAUACUCUGCGACUCUGGGACCUAAACACGGGAGUGACCACCCGAAGGUUUGUGGGUCACACUAAGGAUGUGCUGAGUGUGGCGUUCUCUGCUGACAACCGACAGAUUGUAUCUGGUGCACGUGACCACACCAUCAAGCUCUGGAAUACCCUGGGAGUAUGCAAGUACACUAUUCAGGAUGAUUGCCACACUGACUGGGUGUCUUGUGUGAGGUUCUCCCCCAACGCUCAGAAUCCAGUCAUUGUGUCCUGUGGCUGGGACAAAGCUGUCAAGGUGUGGAACCUCACUAACUGUAAGCUCAAGACCAAUCAUUUCGGGCAUAACGACUUCCUUAACUGUGUAACUGUGUCUCCUGACGGGUCCCUCUGUGCCUCAGGGGGAAAGGAUGGGAACGCUAUGCUGUGGGAUUUAAAUGAAGGAAAGCACUUGUACACGCUGCCAGGAAGUGAGGUCAUCAACGCACUCGUCUUCAGUCCAAACAGAUACUGGCUCUGUUCUGCAUCAGGGCAAAACAUCAAGAUCUGGGACCUUGAGAGCAAGAGUCUGGUUGACGAGCUGAUGGUGGAGAGUAUGCCUAUGAGUGGUCCCACAGAGUGUAUGAGUCUCGCCUGGAGCUCUGACGGUCAGACACUGUUCGCUGGGUUCACUGAUAACCUCAUUCGAGUGUACGACGUCGAAGGAUAAACAAGAACACUCUGAAUUACAGUAUUAUUGUAUUAUUGUGCUCACUUUAUUAGCUGGUGCUUUUUUCUUGUAAAUGAACAAUGUUUGUAAUGUGACUAAGAGAUGUAUUGAAAAUGAGGUGUUAUAAUUAUAAAGAUGGUAUUUUUAUAAUUAUAACUAAGAUGAUUCAUAAAUAUUUGAGAAAUUG